AUCAGCCUCUGCGAAUGCACUGCCAGACCUGCGCCCUGGUGACCAGCUCCGGUCACCUCAUCGGAGGGGGUAGGGGUGAAGAGAUCGAUCGGGCCGAGUGCGUCAUCCGCAUGAAUGACGCACCCACCGCCAGGGGUUACGCCCACGAUGUCGGCCACCGCACCUCCCUGCGUGUCAUCGCUCACUCCAGCAUGCAGAGGGUCCUGCGGAGUCGCCACGAGCUGCUCAACGCCAGCCAGGACACGGUGUUCAUCUUCUGGGGCCCCAGCAGCUACAUGAGGCGCGACGGGAAGGGCCUGGUGUACAACAACCUGCGGCUGAUGAACCAGGUGCUGCCCAAACUCAAGGUCUACAUCAUCUCCUGGCAGAAGAUGCUGCAGUUUGACGACCUCUUCAAGAAGGAGACGGGCAAAGACAGGAGGAUAUCAAACUCGUGGCUGAGCACCGGCUGGUUCACUAUGACCAUCGCCCUGGAGCUGUGCGAUAGGAUCAAUGUCUAUGGCAUGGUUGCCCCUGACUUCUGCAGGGAGCCUCAGCAUCUCUCCGUCCCCUACCACUACUAUGAGCCUCGAGGUCCAGACGAGUGCGCCAUGUACAUUUCCCACGAGCGCGGGCGGCGGGGCAGCCACCACCGCUUCAUCACGGAGAAGCGAGUCUUUGCCAACUGGGCACGGACGUUUGACAUCCACUUCUACCAGCCGGACUGGAGCCCCCCGCCCCUCCCGGCCAACCGGACGCUGAAGGAAACGGCCACGGCGGCACCACUGCUCCCCCAGAAGAGGUGACCGGUGCUGUGGUGAAGACAAACCCUGUUGAAACUCGCAUCAGGACUGAGGACGGGGGCACCGGACCCUUCACAGAGAGGACACAACAUCCAGUCGUUUCCACAGGUGAAGACCAGAGUCUGCUGGACAUUUGUUCUGAACGUUUCUCCAGCUCCAGCACUGAGCUUUGUUUACUGAGACGAACCAAUUCAAAGUUGUACAUCCGUUCUCUGGAAGCCUUGUGAAGUGAGGUCAUACAAGAGGAAACAUCUUCAUGCAGUCCACUCUCAAUGCAUGCAGUGUCUUACUGUGGAUCCUCCCUGUCUUUGUGCAUAUACAUGUGUGUGUGUGUGUGUGUGUGUGUGUUUACCACAGAGGUACAACAGAGGAUACAAGUCUGGUUUAAGCUCACCACAAAGCCUUUAUUGGAUAAAGGCUCUGUGCAGGAUUCACUGCUUACAGCUCACUGAAAGAGAACUACCAUUACAAUGCCCCUAAUCUCACAAUGCAGCGCAGGAGACCCUUGGUGCUGAAUAGUAAUAAUAGAAUGGUUUGGAUUUGGCAGUUUGAGAGAAUGAAUUAUUACUGUUCAGACGCCAUAUUCUCCUGAAGAUUUUCAAAGAUAGAACAGGUCAAGUAGAUGAGACCCUUCAGACUCCCGUGUCAUGCAAGAAGACUCAGACCCCCUCGGAAGGAGGAGGUUUAGAAAUCACCUCCCUGACUUUCAUUUAUUCUGCCGGGAGCUCACGAGAGUGUCGCCCGCAAGUCAAACCUUGCAAAGGAGUAUUUAUGGAUGAAAACGGUGUGUGUGUGUCGGUGUGUGUGUGUAUGUGUGUGUGUGUGUGUGUGUGUGUGUGUGUGUGUGUGUCUCCUCUGGCCCCAUACAUAUGCAUCAUAAGGCUUUGUCAGCUCCUGUCACCAGUUAAUAAUGUGGUUUUAUAUUACUACAAGCUGCAUCUCCAUGUAAAUGCACAGCCAUGCCACACAAGACAAGUGGGAGAUUAAGAUCGAGAGCGGAGAUGCAGCGGCAGCAUCCAUCCUGCUCUAUUCAUCUGCUGCCGCUUCUCCGAGCCUGAAGAAUUACACCGUUUCGAGGAACACUGGGUUUUCUCUUUGUUGUUUUCUCGCAGAACUCAUGAGCAUGUGAUCUGUCACUCUCCUCUCUUGAUUGUGUUGUAUGUGCAGUCUCCUCUCAUUCGGUGGAGUAUAUGCCCCGUGUGCGCCGCCUCUCUCUCUCGCUCGCUCUGAGAUCCUUGAGUUUUCCUCCUCCUCUGCUCUUCCUCCAUGAAUAAGAAUCAGGUGUCGGUCCGACACAGACACUUGUUCUUAAUGAUGCAUACAGGUCCAGAGUCCCUAUUGAUUUUGCCGUCAUCUCUGUAAUGUGAGUAAUGAGGGGACAGGUGCCGAGGGUCACAUACGAACUGUCGGUGCUCGUGUGGAGGUGAGGUCACGAUUGCUUCUCCAUACAUCAGCAGAUGCAGGGGUGGUGCUACCGGACGCCCGCUUUGCAAACACCAGGACGUGCUUUCUGUUUUCCAGAGAGGCGUCGACUCAUCUGUGAAUGGCUGUGUGAAAUUGUGUAUUAGCAAAGAAUCCAAGUGAUAAAAAAAAUAUGCCCAGAGAUCGAGGUUAUAUUUGGAAAUCAUCCCAAAAUAUUAUAUUCAGUGAAACAGAGCCAGAGAAAACUGAAACUGUCUUUCAUGUCUGUACAGUAAAUAUGUAGAAAGAGCUCAUGAUAGAGGAGUUUAGUACCAGUGAUAGAAGAAGUACUCAACAUUUCUCAAGUUUAAGUGCCACAGUAACUUUUAUACUUCAGUAGUAAGUAAGUAAGUACUUGUUUUUACAAAUACUAAAAGCAUUAAAAGUAAAAGUAGUUGCAGAGUGUAGCCCAUGAACGAAUAGAACUGUCUGACUUGAUGGCGGAGGCAGAGUUUAAUUAAACACCAGCUGUGAUUGGAUAAAAAGCCCAAUUCCCCACUUUUAACUGAUGAAUCAAAAAUAUAAAAACUAUGUGAACAUUCAAUGCAUUGUAAAAAUGUAGUGGAGUAGAAAGUACACAUAUAUGCUGAUAUAUGUAGUGGAGUAAAAGCAUCAGAAUGUUAGUACAGAAGUACAGAUACAUGGAAAACGUACUGAAGUAUACCAAUAAAGUAAAUAUACUUCGUUGCAUCACACCAUUGGUAUCAAGCGGAAAUCAAAACGUUGGGCAGUUUGCUGUUUUCCAGUACACGACUUCCCUGUAGAUGUUUUUGUACCGAUGCAACAAACCAGAUAUAGUUUAAACUUUAAGGAGCGUCUCUAGUUUCCAUGCUAAGCUAGGCUAACUGGACACUGAGUCCAGCUACAUAUUUACUGUGCAGACGUAGCAGUGGUGUCUAUCUGAAGAUUCAACAUGAGAGAAAAUACAUUUCCCAAAAUAUAAAACAGUUCCUUUGUUUGUUUGUUUUUUUUUACAACUAAUCAUAUUUAGCUACCGGUCGAUUGUGUUAUCUAAUGUCAUGUCAGCACUUAUGUACUCGUGUUUCUUUUUGCACAUAAUAGAAAAUAUCAU
This is a messenger RNA of Paralichthys olivaceus (Japanese flounder), 3315 nucleotides long. Lineage: Eukaryota; Metazoa; Chordata; Actinopteri; Pleuronectiformes; Paralichthyidae. The record is from RefSeq and is a predicted model, not a curated record.